GUCAAAAACCAGAUUUUCCUGAUGAAAAGUUUUGAUCAGAAAAUGUCCAGCCAGCCCUCAUUACUUUUGUGGCAGUUCCCUCUAGACAAAGAGGAAAAGGAAGGGUCUCAUUUCAUUCUGUAGUGCCCCUAGUGGCCAAAGGACAAUGUUGGUGGGCUCCUACGGGGAGCCCCAUGUGUUCUGAGCCAGAAGGGAUGGUGAUUGGGGUGGGGAAAAGGCAUAAGAGGGACUCUGAGGGGGAUGAAGAAAAAACAUCCAAAGGGGAAGAGGACUUUGGAGUCCUGCAAUAAAACAAGGCAGAGAGACAGGGAGGAGCUAAGCAUAACAGGCAGGGCAGGAUUCAAAGUCUGAUGCUAUUAAAAUCCCUUUUGCAUGAGCCUGUGAGAAUUUCCCGAUGACUCUGGGAGUUGCCCACAGCUGGAAGGAGGACAGUAGCUGCAGCGAAAACAGACAUCUUCGCCAUCAUGGCAGCACCAGGAAGCAUGGCCGAUGGGGUGCUUGUGUUCAUGCCCCCAAACAGCGCUGGUGUCAUCCACCAAGGCCAGGGGGGAUCUAGUGCCAUUUCCCAGACUCCUGGGAUGGUGCAAUGUGGGCCUCAGCAGUUCACAGUCAUGAACCCUGGGAACCAACCUCUUGGGUCAACGUACCCCAGGUGUCCCGCUGAACAGAUCGCACAGCUAAGAAACGUAGGGAUGAUGGAGAUAUUCCUCAAAGCACAGCCCAAGACCCUAGGGGCCAUCCAGAUCUUGAUUGGGCUGAUACACAUCGGCUUUGGAGGUGUCUCUACAAUUUUCAUUAAAUACAUUGCUGUCUCUGGCAUCGUGGGGUACCCGUUCUGCGAAGGAAUUUUUUUCAUCAUUUCUGGAUCCCUCUCGGUUGUAGCUGAGAAUCGUGGCAACAUCUGUCUGGUGAAAAGCAGCCGGGGAAUGAACAACACUAGUGCCAUCUUCUCAUCCAUUGGGAUAAUUCUCUUCCUAACGGAGCUGAUUUUGAAUACGUCACAUGACCACAAGGAUGAGGAAUAUCGUUGGUUGAGUGCUGGGAAGGGGAUCACGGGCAUGCUGCUCUUGUUGUCCAUCCUGGAGUUCUCCAUUGCUGUCUCAACCUCAUACUUUGCAUCCCAAGCCAUCCGCUAUACCCCCAACACCGUGAGUCUUCCAGCUCUCAAACGGGAUGUGAAUCAGAGCAUGUGUUGA
Messenger RNA from Caretta caretta (loggerhead turtle), 1196 nucleotides. Its product is annotated as membrane-spanning 4-domains subfamily A member 15. The record is from RefSeq and is a predicted model, not a curated record. NCBI's taxonomy places the organism in Eukaryota, Metazoa, Chordata, Testudines, Cheloniidae. Gene Ontology annotation, cellular component: plasma membrane. Gene Ontology annotation, biological process: cell surface receptor signaling pathway.